AUGCAUAAAGGUCUCGUCCACCAAGAAACCGAGCUCCUGCGAAUAUCCGACCGCCAUGGAAGCGUCGACAAUUUGACCUUCGAGAAGCCCGGUCGGCAGGGUCGGCUGCGCGUCUGGGCUGGGACCUGGCGGUUCGUGGUGUUUCUGUCGUUUCUGGUCAGUUUGGUCGUCCUGCUCUUGAACCUGGUGUUCUUGAUCUGGGCGGCGACGAGGAAUCAGGUUCGCAAGAGUCGGGGGGUUCUGUUCGAGGGGGGUUGUGAGAAGGUGCAGCGGCUGAACGUGGGCAUUCAUUUUCUCAUCAACGUCCUGGCGACGAUAAUCCUGGCUGCAAGCAACUAUGGCAUGCAAUGCCUGUCGGCGCCCACGAGAUGCGACGUAGAUCGCGCACACGGCAACGGCCGCUGGCUGGACAUCGGCGUGCCGAGUAUUCGCAAUCUGGCGCAUGUGUCGGUGCGGCGCUGUCUGCUGUGGAUUGGCCUGGCCUUCACGGCGCUGCCGCUUCAUCUCCUCUACAACGCCACUAUCUUCUCGACGAAAUCUGCCCACGCGUACAAUGUCUUUGCCGGCAAAGGCUCGUCGUUCGGACAGGGGGAUCUCAAGGGCUCGCAGAUGAGCGAUGUCGGGGCGGAGUAUCGGCCGUCAUUGAAGGGCUUGCAUGCUCAGGCACGGAAUGAGUCCUUGGAGCGGCUGGAUGCGUCCCAGUGUGUGGAUGCGUAUGCGACGACCUUCCAGACGAAGUACGGUAGUGUGCUGGUGGCCACGGACGAUGUGAAAGACUCCAAUGUCGAGAUGUUCUACGCGCAGAGCGUUUUCAGCCCGAUGCAGUACCUCCUGGUGGCUCAGCCCGGAGCUGAUCCCUAUCGAUGGCUGUGUCCAGACGGUGCCACCAAGGACUGCGACGCGUAUUUGCCGGAAAUCCACGAUCAGAUUGACCAGGACGAUUGGGUCGUUCAGACUGCUGCCCGCGAGUAUCAGGUGAACUACUGUUUGGCUGAGAAACUGCCUCAGCACUGUAAACUGGAGUACUCGUUAACGGUGACGAUCAUCCUGAUCGUGAUUAACGUGCUCAAUGCCUUGAUUCUAGGCUAUGUCGCGCUCGGCUCAAAAGAGUCUCCCUUGCUGACAGUCGGCGACGCGAUUGCCUCGUUCUUAAACCAGCCAGUCACGUCGACUCAGAACAAGUGCUUCCACAGUCGCGCCAUCGUCGGCGAGCUCAACUCCGGAUUGCCCGUCUACAGGGCUCUCGACAAGCCGCUGAUGUUCCAGCGUCAGAGAAAACGAUGGUUCUCUGCUGCAUCGUUCGCCAAAUGGGCAUUCACCGUCAUCUUCUGGCUCAUCGCCAUCGUCGUCUGUCUCGGCCUCCUGGCAUACGGUCUCAGCGAGACCAACAGCGGCCACAGCGUCUGGAACGUCGGACUGGGCGAAGCCACCGCGCAGACGAUCAUCAAAGGCGACUACUGGCCCACCACAGUCGGCGUCAACCUGCUCGUCGCCAACGCCGCCCAGCUGAUCUUCUCGAUGCUGUAUUUCUCCACCAACUCGCUGCUCUCUGCCAUGACCCUCGCCGCCGAAUGGAGCCGGUUUGCCGUUCAGCGCAGAGGUCUGCGCAUCUCGAGUCCCCCACAGGUCGCCCAGCGCAGCUCCUACUUUCUUUCUUUGCCCAUCUACUACGGCAUCCCAUUCAUGCUAAUAUGCGCCCUCCUGCACUGGCUCAUCUCGCAGAGUCUCUUCGUCGUCUCCGUUGAAGCGUACACCAUCGACCACGCCAGAGAUCGCUCCCAGGACCUGAUCACCUGCGGGUUUUCGCCCGUCGCUAUCGUCAGCGCCGUCGGCGUCGCUGCGGCUAUCGCUAUCAUCGUGUCAGGGCUUGCUUGUCGCCGCCUUGCAUCGGGCAUGCCGAUAGCUGGCAGCUGCAGUCUGGCCAUCGCCGCGGCGUGCCACCCCUACUUCGAUCCGAAUUAUCUGGGCGGGGACGGCAUCGCGGAGAUCCAGUUCUACGGCGAAGACGUCGCUCUGGUGCCGAUUAAAUGGGGCGCUGUGCGUCUGGACGGAGGGCUGGGGCAUUGUACGUUCUCGGCGGAUGAGGUCGAUUUGCCAGAUGAGGGGAGGGUUUAUCAAUAG
This is a messenger RNA of Aspergillus steynii IBT 23096, 2121 nucleotides long. RefSeq lists its product as uncharacterized. The record is from RefSeq and is a predicted model, not a curated record. The transcript is spliced from 4 exons. Bases 1 to 2121 code for a protein of 706 amino acids. NCBI's taxonomy places the organism in Eukaryota, Fungi, Ascomycota, Eurotiomycetes, Eurotiales, Aspergillaceae.